This is a messenger RNA of Anoplopoma fimbria (sablefish), 3094 nucleotides long. It is a transcript of the gene jade2, whose product is annotated as jade family PHD finger 2. The record is from RefSeq and is a predicted model, not a curated record. The coding region runs from base 221 to 3094 and encodes 957 amino acids. The transcript has 14 exons. Lineage: Eukaryota; Metazoa; Chordata; Actinopteri; Perciformes; Anoplopomatidae. Gene Ontology annotation, biological process: regulation of transcription by RNA polymerase II. Gene Ontology annotation, cellular component: histone acetyltransferase complex.
UGCAACUCUGCAACCAGCUCCUGUCUGCCACUUUUUUGGGGAUUUUUUUUUAUUAUUUCUGCAGAGCCGACGCGCUGUCAACGCGCACCGAGAGGGGGAGGGAAGGGACGGAAGGGAGGGGACAGGGACGGUCCUGUCACAGCCCAACGUGGAGCCCGAGCAGCGGCGUGCCAGGGCACCGAGUGGGCCAAAGAUCCCCUUCUCUCCUCUGCAGACAUACAUGUGCCAGACUCCCAAUGCUCUCCUAAUCUCCAGGACCUGUCUGGAUCCGAAGCUGACUGCCAUCAAGAUGGAGAGCGAAAAGAAGAGGAGAAAAUACUCCACGAGCAGCAACGACUCCGACACCACCGACAGUCAGGUGACGUUGUGGUCCAGGUCAUCCAAGAAUACGGGCACCAACAGCACAUGGGUCCGCCACCAGCACAAGAAACCGUCAGAGGUAUUUCGUACCGACUUCAUCACGGCCAUGAAGCUCCCGGACUCGGCCCAGCUCGGCCCGGACGACUUCUACGUGCUCUCUGACCCUUGGAGACAAGAGUGGGAGAAAGGAGUGCAGGUCCCAGCCAGCCUGGAGGCCAUACCAGAGCCUGUGGUCAGGCUGCUGUCGGCAGGCGGUCUUUCUAACGACGAGCAGGAGAUGGAGGACGCCGCCCAGACUCCUCCCACUCAGCGCUACAGCUGCUACGACCUGGACGACCUGGACGUCGCCUGGCUGGAGCUGGUCAACCACGAGUUCAGACAGAUGGCGCUGCCAGAGCUGGACGAGCUGACGAUGGAGUGUGUGCUGGUGGAGCUGGAGAGCGUGUGUGAGGAGAAGAUGCGGCAGGCCAUCGAGACAGAGGAAGGCCUGGGCAUCGAGUACGACGAGGACGUGGUGUGCGACGUCUGCCGCUCGCCGGAGGGAGAGGACGGCAACGAGAUGGUCUUCUGUGACAAGUGCAACGUCUGCGUCCAUCAGGCUUGUUAUGGCAUCCUGAAGGUUCCCCAGGGGAACUGGCUGUGUCGGACCUGCGCUCUGGGCGUCCAGCCCAAAUGUCUGCUCUGCCCCAAGAGAGGGGGGGCCCUCAAGCCCACCCGCAGUGGAACCAAGUGGGUCCACGUCAGCUGUGCCUUAUGGAUCCCUGAGGUGAGUAUAGGCUGUCCAGAGAAGAUGGAGCCCAUUACCAAGGUGUCCCACAUCCCCGCCAGCCGCUGGGCUCUGUCCUGCAGCCUGUGUCGAGAACACACGGGAACCUGCAUACAGUGCUCCAUGCCCUCCUGUAUCGUGGCCUUCCAUGUGACGUGCGCCUUCGACCACGGCCUGGAGAUGAGGACCAUCCUGGCAGAGAACGACGAGGUGCGCUUCAAGUCCUUCUGCCUGGAGCACAGCUGCAGCGCCGGCAACAGCAGCAUGACGGCCACCAACGUCUCCAGUUCCACCAGCGUGAACAACGGCAACCACACCACCACUUCCACCACCAAGAACGCACACGCCAUGGCCAGACCGGACUGGGGGGCCACCAUCGGUACCGGUGUCGGCCCUGAGCUCCGGCUGGACCAUCAGCACCAACCAAACGUCAGCAGCGCCGCGGAGCCGAGGCCGGUUUUGUACCCGAUCCCGGUGUCGGCGUCAGAGCGAGCGGAGCGGGAACAGCUGGAGAGGGAGAAGGUGAGCCAGAGGAAACAGAAGCUCCAGGAGCUGGAGGACGAGUUCUACCAACUGGUGGACCCGAUGGAGGUGGCCGAAAACCUGGCGCUGCCCGUCCCACAGGUGGACUUCUUAUAUCAGUUCUGGAAGAUGAAGAGGAAGGCCAACUUUAAUCGACCUCUGGUGACCUUAAAGAGGGACGAGGUGGACAACCUGGCCCAGCAGGAGCAGGACGUCCUCUACAGACGCCUCAAGCUCUUCACACACCUCCGACAAGACCUGGAGAGGGUGCGUAACCUGUGCUACAUGGUGACACGGAGGGAGAAAAUGAAACACACCAUGUGCGACCUCCAGGAGAAGAUCUUCCACCUGCAGAUACAACUACUGGAAGAGGACAUAGCUGGAGAAAAAAGCCAGAAGGGAGAAAAGAGCAAGCAGAAUGCAGGGAAGGACAAAGGGAAGGAGAGGAGGAAGAGUAGUCCUGAGAAGAAAAAGGACAGAUUGAAGCCAGAGAAUGGCUCCCUGCUAAAAGAGCUAGGUUUGUCAAAGUCUUUCCCGUUGGACAACUCUUUGUUCGACAGCUGGCUGGCCCAGACGGUUCAGAUCACGGCCGACGACAUGCUGAGCCAGUGGGCUCUGGGCGCCCAGCAUCGGGACAAGAGCGGCAGCCUGCUCUCCGACCAGCUCCUGCAAGGAGAGGAGAGCCUGCUGAACCUAAGGAUGGAGAAGUCCAUGCAGUCCACCUGGAAAACGCCUCAGCUUGGCCGCAAACCGCGAGGAAGCAACAAGCUGCGCGCUCGCGGACAACCGCAACCCACCGCCCCCGCCUUGCCCCAGACGCCCGUGAUGGCGGCGACCGCCUCCGCCUCCAGCAGCCCCUCCGCCGCGACGCAGCGGGAAAGCGUGCCGGAGGAAAAGCCCGGCCCUGUGGGCCGCAAAGUGGAAAGGUCCAGGGGCUCCUCCAAGGCCUUUCACCACCAUUACCUUCAUCACCACCAGACAAGGAGCUCUGACCUGAACAAGGACCCGCCGCCGCAGCCGCCCAUCUCCAAAAUGGAUUCCUGUCACAUCUCGGAGGACCGCGGCCCGUGGGACAGCGUCUACACGGGGAACGGCGUCCACUCUGGUUUCACCGCAAGCUCAUCUCCGCGUCCGGCCUCUAGCCCCGGGUCCACGUUGCCCGAUAAUGGGGCGAUCGUUCGUGGCAGGGUGCCGCGGCUCCGUCUAACCCGCCAGGGUCGAGCCAGAGGCCGGGGCGUCAGUGUGGGCCUCGCGGGGCUGGAGUCCGCGGGCCUGACGGUCACGGGGAAGGACACGUGCCUGCUGAACGCCACCGAGACCGACGGGUACUUCUCCGACGGCGAGCAGAGUGAGACGGACACACGCUCUGCCGCACGCAAACUCCGCUUGCCGCAGUUGCAUUCUGGGAACGAGGACCUGCUGAGAAGGAGCGUGCUGGCCUCAUAA